CCUAUUAAAGUGUAUAGUAAUUUUAAGGAGGAUAGACAACAGCUUAAAAAAUAUCAAAAAGAUAAAAAAGGUGUUUAUUGUUUAGUCAAUUUGAUUAAUGGUCAUAUCUAUAUUGGUAGUUCUGUUAACCUUGCAGUUAGAAAGUCGAAUUAUCUAAAUACUACUUUUUUUCCUUUUGUUUUUGUGUUUUUUUUAAUAAAAAAAACAAUAAAAAAAGGAGUAAACAGAAAAAAUAAUAAUUUGCCUAUUAUACAAGCACUGUUAAAAUAUGGACAAGAAAAUUUUGCUGUUUUAAUUGUAGAAUAUGUAGAUAUUGAAAAUUUAUCUGUACGAGAAACUUACUAUAUUACACAUUUAUUACCUUUUUAUAAUGUAUUAAAACAAGGUUAUUCUUCAAUAGUUUUUAUGUAUAGAGGGGUUGUUAAAUUGUUUGAUUCUGUAGCCUUUAGAGCGGCAUGUUGCCGCUAA
Molecule: messenger RNA, 468 nt
Organism: Postia placenta MAD-698-R-SB12
Lineage: Eukaryota; Fungi; Basidiomycota; Agaricomycetes; Polyporales; Adustoporiaceae
Exons: 1
Molecular function (GO): endonuclease activity
Source: RefSeq, a predicted model, not a curated record